UCGUAUGUUGGAUUCAUGUUAUCAGUUAGAAGGUCUCUCUCUACGAGCUCAGUAUUCGUCUCUGGAUUCAUAUAAUGAACAUUCACUUGAUGGCGAUAUACUCCUUAAUCUUUUUAUUGAUCAUGCGCCAAGUACUUUAUGUAAUAUUAAGCUUGAUUAUUCUGAAGAUCAAUGUGAAACUGCUUUGACAUUUAGUUACACUGCAAUUAAAUCAUUUUUAAUUAAUUGGGAGAAACAAAAAAGGGUGAAACUCGGACUUUCUAUAGUAAUAGAAGAUUUUGAUAUGCAUACCUAUGAAUUACAUGCGAUAGAAGAUAUGUUUUAUGAAUAUCGUAUUAAAGGCGUUCUUGAAACAUGUAAAUUGAUUCCAAAAUCCCCUCUAAUUUUCUCGGUUCGUGCUGAAGAUUGGCAAAGAAUUAUUCAUGACGAUUUUAUCUAA
Messenger RNA from Dentiscutata heterogama, 439 nucleotides. Lineage: Eukaryota; Fungi; Glomeromycota; Glomeromycetes; Diversisporales; Gigasporaceae. The record is from the annotation of a GenBank genome assembly.